Trypanosoma cruzi is the source of this 504-nucleotide messenger RNA. Its product is annotated as DNA-direcetd RNA polymerase II, subunit 9, putative. The record is from RefSeq and is a predicted model, not a curated record. Lineage: Eukaryota; Euglenozoa; Kinetoplastea; Trypanosomatida; Trypanosomatidae. The transcript has a single exon. Gene Ontology annotation, biological process: DNA-templated transcription; maintenance of transcriptional fidelity during transcription elongation by RNA polymerase II; transcription initiation at RNA polymerase II promoter. Gene Ontology annotation, cellular component: RNA polymerase II, core complex. Gene Ontology annotation, molecular function: DNA-directed RNA polymerase activity. Bases 1 to 504 code for a protein of 167 amino acids.
AUGGAACAACGGAUGCAAUCUGCUCCCUCACUUUACAUUUUGUUUGUUUGUCUGUUUUCUGUUGCUUCCUACAGGGAAAAAGGAAAAUCAACAGGGCAGAACAUGCAGUUGUCUCUGACACACUUGGAUGAUGCGCCCAUGCUCUUUUGCGAGCGGUGCAACAACCUCCUCUAUCCGGAAAACGACCCUUUGGAUAGGCAGAUGAGGUGGCGAUGCAACUACUGCAGGACAACUGAGGUGCAUGACGAGAAUAAACUUGUGUAUAUUCUAAACCUCAAGUUAAAGACGGGGACAACGGAGGAACUGGAGUUGUUAGCGGAAUUUGCGAACGACCCCACCGCCCAACGUGACCCCACGAAGCGAUGCCGCCGCUGCGGUGAGAAUGACGUGACGUGCUUCGUGAAUCCCCUCGGUCAGCCUCAUGAAGACAUGACUCUCUACUUUGCCUGCGCAAAUCCAAAAUGUCGUCACGUUUGGAAGAGCGGUGAAAGCCAAGAGCAGUAA